AUGGUCAAUGAGAAUGACUUGGGUGCGGCUGACACUGUCCUACUGCCAUCCCGCGCUGAGGAACUGCCGAGCUGGCUCCACGAGUUGGGACGCUUAAGAUCAAAACUUAUUGGUGUACGCGGUGCACCCAUACGCCGCAUCGCUGAAGGCGCGAACCUGCUGGCCGAGCUUUUAACGGCAGGCGCCGUCAGCAUUUUUGGAUUUGGUGGCGCGGAGUUCUUCUUCUCCGACACACCCCGCUGGACAGUGCUGCACAGUGCUGGGGCUGCUGCAGCCGCCCUGCCGCCCGGCCUGCAGGUUCCGGCCCUCUGCCAAACCGAAGCUGGUCGAUUGGGCUGUGUACUGGAGAUCAGGGUGCCGGAGUUCCUUUCCUGCCCGCAACGCACCCUCACGACAACUCACACGGCUACCCGCGAAAAGGUCAAACACGGAAAGACCGCUCGCCGCCUCUGGGGCCUCGUUCUCCCACAGGCACCUAAGGCUGAGCUGCCCCUCCCUGCAGCUCCCCCCAAGUCAAGCCGACUUGGCCAGAGCCAGACAACGCCUGACGGCCAAUCUCCGGCAACGCCGCUGCUGCCGUCCCCGCUGCCGGUGGCGUGGCGGCACUUGCUGCACGACCUCGCAUUAUCCUGUCCAGCACCCAGAUGGCGGGCGGUGCUAUUGCCGUUAGGGCUGGACGGCCGACAUAUAGGGGCGCUGUUGUUGCUACUGCCAGCGCCGCUGCCACUACAACAGCAGGAGCAGCAGCCUCCCCGGGGUGCUACCGCCUGGGACGGGGCCCAGAGGGGCUCACAGGCGGUGCGAAUAGGGAGGGCUGCAGGCCGCGGAGGGACGGCUUUCCCUGCCAACAGUGGCAAUUUCGCCAGAGGCGGCGAUGGUGGAGAUGGUGGCGGAGGCGGAAGCGGCUGUGCCGAUGGCAGCUUCGGUCAAAAUCGCGGUGGUGCUGGUGGUGAUGUGAGCUUGCUGGAGAGUGGCCUGUUGGAGAUGGCGGAGUGUGUGGCGGAGUGCUGUUUGGGGCCGGCACUUCCCGUUGUGGAGCAGGUGUGUCUGGCGGCCGACGCACUGUCCUCCUCAGUGUCCCUUCAGGACUUAGCCGCACUGCUCACUGGCAGCAUGGCAUCCCUCCUGGCAGCUGAGUUGCACCUGGAGAUGGUAGUCAGGCUGGCGCUGCUGCCCACCCGGGACUCACCCACAGGGCUGCUGUUCUACGCCCCCCCAGCGGACCGCACUGCCAGCAAGAGCGGAGCCUCACCCCAGUCGCCCAGAUGUACCCUGCAGGGCCCAGCAACGGCCACAACCACCUCUGCUACUGCAACCCCGACGACCACAACUACUACCAACGCAACACAUAACGCGGCAGCUGCCGCUGCGGGUGGUUCGGUGUACAGCACCCAGCCGAGUGGUUCGUUCGCCCUGGGUUCAUCGCCGUUGUUGCAGUCGUCACCGCAGCAACACUACUAUCAGCAGCAGCUGCAGGGACAUCAGCACCAUCAGCACCGUCUGGGUAUGGUGACGGGGAGCUCAGAGCGGCCCUUGGCGGCGGAUCAGGGAGCGACUCGCGGUGGUGGCCAACACAACGGCAGGAGAAUCGUGGUGGCGCUGCCGGGGCCGGCUGGCGGCCGAGACGGCGGCUACUGCUCGGUGCCCUCCGGUCCCGCUGGCCUGGGCUCCGUCGCGGGCCCCGAUGACGACCCCUCCGGCACAGGCUUCACCCCCUGCCAGUCCACAGCGGACAACGCCCUGGCGCUGUCUUGGGCGCCCUUCAUGGUCAGCCAGGGCACAGGAAGCGUGCCCGGCGCUGCUGGAGGAGCUGGAGGCGGGGGAGGCACCACGGCGGGGCCGGCAUGGGUCACAGGCGGUGGAGUACCCGCUGCUGGAGCCAGCCCCUUCGCCACUUCUUCCACCCUCCUUACGGCGCUCCUUCAUGGUAAAAUCGGCGAGGGCCCCGGCGGAGCCCUACCGCCACCUCCGCCGCCAGGAACGCCAGUUGCCAUGGGGGGAGCUUCCAGUUACACUGACGGUGGCGGCAGCGGCGGCGCCGUAACCGGCCCUUUCGUUCAGCUUCGCUCUACUCUGGUCCCUGAUGUGCCCACAUGGCUACAAGACGCCACACAGCCCAGCGGCGAUGCCUUCAGUCUUGUGCGACGCGCAGGCGUGGCGGGCGGCCUGGCGUCGCUCAUAGCGUUAGUGAUGGAGCCCCUGGCCGACAAUGUCGCGAUAGCAGGAGUGACGGCCACUGAUGCCGUAUGCGGUGCCGUCGUACCCUCGCAGCAGCCGAGGCAGCGCGCCGCCACAGGGCCUCAGCCCUACACUGGCGGCGGCGCUGGCAGGACGUCAGGCAUCAGCAGCAGCAACACCGCUACUGUGGGACUGGCAGCAGCGACGGCGGCGGCUUCACCGAUGCGUACGAGCUGGCUGGGCCCGCGUCGUGAGCGCAGUUCGUGUGCUAGUGUGGAGGGCUUUGACAGCGUGUUUAGGACUGCCGCCGCCGGUGGCGCUGGCAGCGGCAGCGCCGCCGCCACCGCCGGCAGCAGCUCCCUUGGGACGGCAGUUUUGGGGUUGUAUCUGUACAGCAGCCUACCGCUGCCGCAAAGCUUCUUACAAGCGGCCCGGGAGCGCGCACUGGAUCUGCUGCAGGUCCUGGCUCCCGUGGCCCUCCGCUGUCUACACACGGGGCCGCUGGCUGACGAGUGGGCAUGCCUGUGGACCCAAGUGAUGGGAGGGGGCCCCCAAGGGGCCGCUCAGUGGUAUCCCUCCCUCGUGCCGGCCUCGUCUAUUGGGCUAGGACCGGCGGCGGCGGUGGCGCCGCUGCCAAGGGCUCCGGAGGGCGCGGCUGCGGUGGCAACGGAUCCCUUGGCGCUUGCUGUGCGUGCAGACGCCUCGUCGUCUGCCGCAAGCACGAUGACCGGCAUGGCAGGGGCGGCUGCGACAGCAGCGAUGGGAAUGGAGCAAGGAGCUGCAUCCCGAUCCAUUACCAGCGCCGGCGGCCGACAGACCCACGGGUCACUUAGCAGCAACAGCAGUCCUGCAGUCACCGUCACCGGUACUGUCACCACAGGCGCCGUAACGACUCCGAUGCCCUUCCAAACCCCUCCUCCAAGCCGCAAGCUCGUCUCCUCGCACACGAUCCCCCGGCGCAGUGUCCCACACGCCCGCCGCGCCUCUGCCGUCGCCAACCCCGCAAUCCCCCUGGAAACACCCGCCGCUGCCGCCUUAGCCUGCCGGGUCAUUAGCACCAGCGGCGCCGCGCUGCCCUCCGCCGGUUCCACGGGCUGCGACGCCAUGCUGCCAGCGCCGGCGCCGACAGUGUUUGUACGCGCCCCGGAUUGUGGAUUGAGCGAGCCGUACGACACAGCCCUCUUCAGUAGCUCAGGAAUCGUGGGCGACGUCAUGCCACCGGGCGACGGCACCGGCGCUGUCGCCGCCGCGCAGGAUCUGGGCCUGAUGGCCGCGGGUGGUCUGGGUUCAGGUUUUACGGGUGGCGUGACGGCGCCCGGCUUCGAGUCCGAGUGGCCUAGCAGCAUGACGCUGCUGACCCACACGGUGUCGGAUCUGGGUCCUGUGGCGCGGCAGCAGAACAUGGCGACGCUGGUAACGGCCUUCACGACGACGCUGUCGCGUGCGCGGACGGAUACCGAGCAGAUGGGCGGAGCCCAUGCCGAGGACGACAUCCGCAACCUGCGUAUCCUGCGCGCCAUCGGUCUGGGCGGCUGCAGCGUCGUGGUGCUGGCCCGACUGCACGCCAUGCCAGUUGCUGUCAAGGUCAUACUGCCGCUGGAAGACGAGGAGGAGGGGACCGCUGCAGGCGAAGCCGGUAAAGACGUGGCUCCAUUAACCGCCACUGCCGGUGAUCCCGUUGGCACUGACCAGCAGCAGCAGCAGGAACAGCAGCAGCAGGCCCCCUACGGGCGGUCCUCGUACAAGAGCCUCAUGUCGACCCCCUGGGCGGCGGUGGUGGCUGGCGAGGGCGGGAGUGACGGCGAGGCGGGGCGGGGGAAGAGCCUCCGUGCGGGUGUGCGAGCUCAGAGGCUGAACACUGCGAAACGGAGGUCGCGGCUGCAGGCUCUGAUGCGGGGUGCGAGGGAGCUGGCGGUGCUGACCACCAUCAGCCACCCGAACAUCGUGCAGGUGUACUCGUACUGUACCCGCGUUGUAAUCCGCGAGGAGGGGCAGGGGGUGGUUAAAUUGGAGGUGCAACCCGAGGGCGCGCCUGCGCUAGAUUGGCGAAUGCGGGGUCCUGCAGCUGGCGGUCUGAAGGCCUUUGCGGCUGUGUUUCUUCUGACGGAAUACUGCGACAUGGGCUCCCUGGCUGACUGCAUCGACACCGGCGCCUUCGCCCGGGCCGCCCGAGCCGCCGCCACUAUCCUGCUUCGCCAACAGCAACCUCAGCCCAACCUCAACGGCAACAGCAGCGGCCCUUGUCAGCCUGUCUCCUUACCGCUCCCGCCUCCUAACCCCUCCGCGAACUCCACCGCCGGCAGCCCCGCCAUGUGUGCUGUCUACCUCACGCUGGUGGAGGUGGCCCUGGCUCUAAGGCACCUCCACUCACUCAACCUGGUGCAUUGCGACGUGAAGCCCGCCAAUGUACUGCUGAGGUCGUCGGCAACCGACCCGCGGGGCUUCACCGCUAAGUUGACGGAUUUCGGCUUUGUGAAUCUGGUAGCUAGGAGCGAGGACGCUGCUUCUGCUGCUGCUGGCGGGGGACGGUCAGGGGAGGGAGGGCUGGCUAGCCCUGGAGCGGCGGAGUCAGAGCCUGUGGGGACGGUGACCCACAUGGCCCCGGAGCUGCUCCAAGGUUCUCCCCUUGACCCAAGUGCGGACAUUUAUAGCUUCGGCAUUCUGAUGUGGGAGGUCUAUACAGGCCGAGCUCCGUACAGCGCUUACGCGGAGAACGGUUUCGCGGCCGUCCCUCACAAAGUGCUCCACGAGGGGAUGAGACCCAAGUUCCCCCCGGAUACUCCAUCACACUUCAAGAGUCUGGCGGUGUCAUGUUGGUCUUCCGAUGCGUCCCAGCGGCCCUCUGCUUCAGAGCUGGCUUCGGGUUUAGGAUUAGGCAGCUGA
This is a messenger RNA of Volvox carteri f. nagariensis, 5061 nucleotides long. RefSeq lists its product as uncharacterized. The transcript is spliced from 20 exons. The coding region runs from base 1 to 5061 and encodes 1686 amino acids. The record is from RefSeq and is a predicted model, not a curated record. Lineage: Eukaryota; Viridiplantae; Chlorophyta; Chlorophyceae; Chlamydomonadales; Volvocaceae. Gene Ontology annotation, biological process: protein phosphorylation. Gene Ontology annotation, molecular function: ATP binding; protein kinase activity.